This is a messenger RNA of Zonotrichia albicollis (white-throated sparrow), 1209 nucleotides long. The record is from RefSeq and is a predicted model, not a curated record. Lineage: Eukaryota; Metazoa; Chordata; Aves; Passeriformes; Passerellidae.
GUUUUGGAGAUCAUAUUCAUUGGAGAACACUGGAAGAUGGGAAGAAAGAGGCAGCAGCCAGUGGUUUGCCUCUUAUGGUUAUCAUCCACAAGUCCUGGUGUGGAGCUUGCAAAGCUUUGAAGCCAAAGUUUGCUGAAUCCAAGGAGAUCUCUGAACUUGCCCAUAAUUUUGUUAUGGUCAACCUUGAGGAUGAUGAAGAGCCAAAGGAUGAAGCCUUUAGUCCUGAUGGGGGUUACAUUCCCAGAAUCCUUUUCAUGGACCCCAGUGGAAAGGUCCAUCCAGAAAUCAUAAAUGAGAGAGGAAACCCCAGCUACAAGUAUUUCUAUACCAACGCUGAUCAAGUUGUCCAAGGGAUGAAGGAGGCCCAGGAGAAGCUGACAGGCGAUGCUUUCAAACAAAAGCACCUGGGAGAUGAACUAUAAUGAAUACACUGAAUUUACCUUUUCAUCACUUCAAAACUGAGAGGAAAUGAUUAAACAGACUAAGAAUGUAGAUGCACUGAAGGGACAUAAUUCCCCUGUCAGCAAUGUUAGGUUAAAAACCCUGUUUGGAGUUCACACACACACACACACACACACACACACACACACACACAACAGUUACAGUGUUUUCUCUGCCUGGCAGUUGGCACUGUGGUGGUUCUUUACAACUGGAUAAUGUGCAAACACAUCUCUCUGUGUGUUUGAGAAGCCACUAAUAUUUGGUGUUAAAAGGGAGGUGUGUAGGGAAGACAGAAUUUGAGGACAAUGUGAUGGGAAAAACUAGAAGUAGCCAUCAUUUUGACACUAAUCAGGGUUGAAUCUCUCUUUUCUCACUGGUAUUAUGUGAUCCCAUAGUUUUUACUGGGCAUUCCCAUCACUGGGGCAUGUUCCUGGGCCAGUUGUUUUCUAGCUAUCCAAAACCAUGAAUUCUGCCACUACACCAAGUAGAAUACAUUUCAUGAAUGUCCAAAUAGCAUGUGAAUUAUCAGCUCUGCAAAUGUAUUAUUGUGUAAAACUGUGUGAUUCAUCUUUAUUUGCCUUUGGGCAGAAAUGUAACUUUUUCCUUAUGCACUCACCUUUUGAUUGUUCCAUCAAGUGAGGGUGGGUUGUGUUGAAGCUUUAUGGGGUUUCCCCUUUUAUUCUUUGAAUGUUUUUGGCGAAUGCCUUGCCAUCACAUUGUACUGUAUUUUUGUACCAGGGUGAAAAAAUUAAACCUUUUUAAAAAUAA